Messenger RNA from Bursaphelenchus xylophilus (pine wood nematode), 3012 nucleotides. Lineage: Eukaryota; Metazoa; Nematoda; Chromadorea; Rhabditida; Aphelenchoididae. The record is from the annotation of a GenBank genome assembly.
AUGUUUCAUUUAGCCCCAGUUGGGCUUGACGGUCCUUCCCGAGUAAAAAGGGAUAAACAUCAGACCAUUCUGAACGAUAUUAAGGUCACCGUCAAAGAAUGUCUCCGAUUUGGGCAGAAUGAGAUUCCUGGCCGCGAGAUCGAGGCGGUAGAGUUGCUCAGAGCUCUGGAUGCUUUCUUGGCCCAUGGGUAAGUUAGGUUUUUGGACGGUAAAAGCUUUAAGUUUUAGUUUCAAAGACCCGCCUAAAUGUUAUUGGUUUUAUGUGAAGGAGUUUAUUCCCAAAAGUGCCCAAGCCGAUCUGCAGAUUGAAUGGAGAACUUCAGAUGAAAGGAAGUUGUCCAUAGGAUGGCUAAAGAGCACCUUGAACAAUAAAACACUAUAUUUCGAGUUCUUAUCAUUUGUGGCCCAGCCAAAACUAAUGAAGAAAUAUUAUGAAAAGAAUGCGGCGGUCAGGAACCAGGCCUUGUUGAAGUUGGUGGCCGUGGGGGUGGAGCCGUUGAAUAAUGUGAACUUCAAGUUUCUUGUAGGUUGUUCUGAUGUUUCAUAUUUCGUUUCGUUUAGUCACCAGCGAUGCGGGAGAGCCAGGAAGUUCCAAUUGCACAGUUAUCGUCCCAAGCUCCAAUUAUUCAUGUUCCUAGUUCAACAGCAAUUCAACCCAGAUCUAUUCCGAGAAGGCGUCUUGAUCGUCCGGGAGUUAUACUCUCGGCUUCCGUUCAUGCUGCCGAUUCGAGUGCCUCGUUCAGAGUGGGUUCUUUUGAUCAUCCUGGACCAAGGGAAGAUCGAGAAGAAGAAGAUGAGGAUCUUCCUAGAGUUGAGGUACCACAAACGGCAAACGAGCCGUUUCUUUCCACUACAAGAGAUCAGGUAAAAAAAUAUUUUAUUUUUAAAAUAAUUAUGAAGUAUAAAGUAGCUGAAGUUUUCUAGGAGUAUAUUCUGGACGCAAUGGUCAAGAAUCAUCGAACGAGGAUACAGUCGUCGGCCAGAUUUGAGGUUUGAGUUUUUUACAUUGCUUAUGUUUCUUUCUUUUAGACGGAUUCAGAUGAAGCUCAUAGUGAAGAGGAAGUGGUAAGGAAGAUGUCCUCAUCCCCAUCCAAGCUAAGUCGUCGACGAUCUCAAAGAAAUCGCGAAAGGAGUGUCGAUGUCGCUAUUCCAUCUUCUCCAUCGUCUUCUACUUCUUCUGGAAUUAAACGAGAUAUUCGUUCAUCAAAGAGUAAUGAUGAAGAGGGAAAAGUAGAGGUUGAAGCUGGCGAAGAUGAUGUUAAGUCAGAAGAACUUCAAGAAACAAAGGAGGAAGGGAAGGAAGCGGAGGAGGAAAAUGUUCUAUCCGAGGAAGUGAAGGCGGAAUCGUUAAGAGAAGCGAUUCCGGACGAGCCAAUCGAAGGCAACUUGCAGUAAGACCUCUUUAUUCGAUUUUUUGUUGAUUUAGAUGUGACGUUUAUUUCAUCCUUUGUAGAUUGAUAUCCGGAGAGAUUGUUUCUUUGGCGAUGGAAGUUUUCCAUCAGGAUUCGGAGAGAUAUCAAGCCAUGUAUUCCGUUUAUAUAAAUCACUCUGUUGGAGAACCUCAACAUCGAUUUCUUCUAGUCACGGACCAGUGUAUCUACUUAUUGAAGGCCGAGAUUGAAAACGAAAAAGGACAAGAUCAAUUCUAUUCUUCUUCGUUAAACUUUGCUGCCUCCAGAUUUGAUUCCUCUAGAUCCAUAGAGAAUAUGUCACCGGUCAGGAAUCUAAGCGAGUCAAAUCAUCUUGAGGGUUCAAACCAUGAUGGAGUUAAAGUGGGGUUUUAUUAUAUUUUAUUAUUCUUAUUUUUAGUAUACCUAUCGAACAGAGACGUAUCUUUCCCUUAAAUAUCUCGAUUGUAUAAGUGUUGGAUUGAAUGCCCAAACCCUGUGUUUCCAUUCGACCAGCAAGCAGAUUUUCUUCAGCAACCCCAAAAGAAGGGAAAAACAGUUUCAAGUGGAAACGGCCAGUCAAAAGUUGGGCGAGCUGAUUGUAUUCAAGCUGAGUGCCAUCAUCAAGGCAAAGUUUAAUCACUCGAUGGCCAUUGACAGAAAUCAGAACACGUUUUCUUCAAUUAUCCUUCACAAUUUUGUCAGAAAAGAGCUUGGAUUGGUAAGAAAUUUAGUUUCUUGAGGUAUUUUGUGUUAUUGUAGCCACAAGUGGAGAUCAAGCAAGCAAAUUUAAUAUACUGGCUGCAGUCUUUGAAAGAAACCGAUACCUCAGCCGAAACCAUGGAAAGUUAUCUUUAUGCCAGAAAUGUUUAUCCAAAUGCAUGGAGAAAAAAGACUGACGAAUGGGUGCAAUCUUACUUUAUCUUAAGGUAUGUUCAUUUUAAUAUUCGAAGUUUGCUUUGUUCCUAUCGGAUAUUUUUUUUAUUACAGAGAGCACAUGUUGUACCAAUUUACGGACUCAACUUGCAAGGAAGCAAUAGCUUCCGUUGAUCUUAGACAGAAAGUUGAACUUGUUGAACAAGUUUUAUUGAAAAAUGAUGAGAAUUUUGUAUUUCAAAUUACAUUAAUUGAAGAACCAUUCAUCCAAUUUUCCUUCGAGACCAUGGAUGAGAUGAACAAAUGGCUAUCGGCCAUCACAAUGGCAGUCAGCUCUUCUCAUGCAAGUUUAUUUUGGUUUAAUCAUAUAUUACAUAUUUAGGCCUCUGAAUUGGAUGCGGUAGCUUGUUUACUCGUGGCCACUGACGCCACUCUGCUUUUUGUCCAAGAAGGAGCCAACUUCUUAGUCGACGGCUUCGUCCGAUGUCUCCACAAGAUGUCUAUCUGUGAUAUUCAUGCCAUUUCCUCGGCCAAAACGCCAUCCCAUCGAAUCUUGGCCAUCCAACGGGAAUCUGGAAAUUCUGAAUGGCUCUUCUUUAGGAAUGACUCCGAAUUACAUAACUUUAUAAAUUUCGUGCUAAACGAAUGGGGUAUGCAGAUCGAAGAACACGGCGAGGGUUGGAUGGAAACGGAUAGCGUCCAUGGGAAGAUCUAUCGCCAAUGCCAGCAUCGAAUAGACUUCUUUUGA